CAACCUAAAAUUCCCCUUUUCUCCCCCUCUCUAUUCUCAUUCUCUCUCUCUACUAGAGCUGUGUGACCCUGCCCUUUUGCUUUCGCCUUCUCUCCCAAAUAUAGAGAGAGAGUAAGAGAAAGCAGACUGCAACGCACGUCGCCACAGAGCGACCAACGCAUGGAUUCUCCUCUCUCUACCUUCCCUCCAUUCCAAGUUCGCUUCGUCUUCACGGUAUACCAUUAGAGAAAAAAACAAAGCAAAGAACCCAAAUAAGGUUAAAAAAGAAAAAGUCCAUCUUCCAAGAUUGGAUUUUUAGCUGUGGCGGACCUUAGAAGAACCCUAGCAGCAUUCCUCUUUUCCUCAAUUCCUUCACUGCUGAGCAGUCGUUACGAUACGAAGAAGAAAAGGAGGAAAAGAGGCUUUUACUACACUGUAAAAAUGUUCUGGGUCACGAAAUUUUCAGGCUUUAUCGCCGCAGCAAUGGUAAUGAUUGUUCUUUCCCCAUCCCUACAAUCAUUCCCACCUGCUGAAGCUAUUAGAUCCUCUCACCUCGAUUCCUAUCUCCGAUUCCCCAGUCAAAUUGCUCCCCCUAAUCGCUUCUCCUUCCGUAAAUCCCCUGUAUUCCGAAAUGCCGCUGAAUGCAGCACCUCCAAUAUAUUGGGGACCAAUGAGGUUUGCGAUCCUUCACUGGUUCAUGUUGCAAUUACUCUCGAUAUCGAGUAUCUUCGUGGUUCAAUAGCCGCUGUGCAUUCAAUUCUACAACAUUCUAGUUGUCCCGAGAGUGUAUUCUUCCACUUUCUGGUCUCUGAAACAAACCUCGAAACCCUAGUUCGAUCCACAUUCCCUGAAUUAAAAUUCAAGGUAUAUUACUUUGACCCGGACCGAGUCCGAAAUAUUAUAUCCACUUCCGUUAGACAAGCGCUUGAACAGCCGUUAAACUAUGCUAGAAAUUACUUGGCGGAUCUUCUAGAACCCUGUGUCAAUAGAGUUAUUUACUUGGAUUCGGAUCUUGUUGUUGUGGAUGAUAUUUCGAAGUUGUGGAGUACGAGUUUGGGGAAAAAAACUAUCGGAGCCCCGGAAUAUUGUCAUGCCAAUUUCACGAAGUAUUUCACAGCGUCGUUUUGGUCGGAACCGAGAUUUUCCGGAACGUUCAACGGCAGGAGACCGUGUUACUUUAAUACGGGGGUUAUGGUUAUAGAUCUGAAGAAAUGGAGGCGGGUCGGGUACACAAAACGGAUAGAGAAAUGGAUGGAUAUCCAGAAGACGAAUCGGAUCUAUGAGCUGGGUUCACUACCGCCGCUAAUGUUGGUCUUCGCAGGACACGUGGCGCCGAUAGAGCACAGGUGGAACCAGCACGGGUUAGGCGGCGAUAAUGUGAAGGGAAGUUGCCGUGACUUGCAUCCCGGUCCGGUGAGCUUACUCCACUGGAGUGGUUCAGGCAAACCGUGGCUCCGGCUCGACUCAAAAAAACCGUGUCCGCUUGAUUCUCUAUGGGCACCCUACGAUUUGUAUGGAUUCUCGACGUGAAUUGUGCCGGUAAAUUCCUCCAGUAACUUUUUUUUUUAAUUUUUAAUUUGGUUCAAUUUAUUGGGGAUUUUUAACUUCUCUAAUUUUUUCCGAUUUUUCUACUCAAUUUAUUUCGUUCAAAUUUUCUUCCUUCUUUUAUAUUUUGAUUUUAACAUAUGAACAUUAUGAUUACCAGAAGAGACGAUUUGUAUUCUAUUCUAUUAUUCGUGCAGCUUGAAAUAAAAAGGGAUUACAGAUGAUAUUGAGCUCAA
This is a messenger RNA of Nicotiana attenuata, 1760 nucleotides long. RefSeq names its product probable galacturonosyltransferase-like 7. The record is from RefSeq and is a predicted model, not a curated record. The transcript has a single exon. NCBI's taxonomy places the organism in Eukaryota, Viridiplantae, Streptophyta, Magnoliopsida, Solanales, Solanaceae. Gene Ontology annotation, molecular function: glycosyltransferase activity. The coding region runs from base 421 to 1509 and encodes 362 amino acids. Gene Ontology annotation, cellular component: Golgi apparatus.